AAGAUGCUGAGAAAAGAAGAGACGACUCACUCACAGUUCUACACUUGCAGUUACAAGCCGGUCAAUAAUAGUGAGAGGAGAGUGAAAGAUUUUGAAUGUAUGAUUUUUUAAAUGUGUAAGAGUUUAUUAGUUUUCAAUUCAACUGAUAAUUCCGUUUCAAACUUGAAAUCUGUUUUAGUGAUCAAAAAGUAAAUUUUUUAUUGUGUCUUCGAUUGAAUAACAGUCAUUUGUAACAUUGCUAUUUUACAAGUUGACUAUUUUGGAGCGAAAAUUAACCCAUUUUUAACGUUUAACAUUGGGUUUUCUUUGGUAAGAAUUUGAAUCAAAUUUUAUUUUUCUGGUGUUUUUUUGCUGCUGUCCCACCAUUCGAGAUAGACUGAUCAAGAUGCUGCCUUUAGACUCUAAGGACAAGAAACAUUUACAGAUACAAUAUCAAGAGUAUUACACCUAUCAACCAAACAUUGACCUGAACAUUGUCAGAAAAGUUAAAAAAGACAAUCGUGAUAAAGAGAAGGAAAGGAUUGCUCGAUUAAAACGAGAAUACAAACAAGAUUUGUCCAGAUCUAAAAGAGCUAAAUAUUCGUCUGCAUCAUUGUCCGUCAAUCGAGUUUUCAGAGACUUGAAAAGUUUAGCGAAAAAACAUUUAAAUAAUGUCCAAGCUUCUUUUGACCAUAUUCUUCUUUAUAAAUUUGCAGGAAGCGCGUUUUUCAGUGGAUUUGAAAAACUGAAAUAAAAGGAUGGAUUUUGUUUACCAAUGCAUAUUUUUUUAAUUUUUAUUUACAUCUUCAUCAAAGCAAUCAUUCAAUAAGUAUUAUGGAUGGCAUGGACUUUUCAUUGGCUGGCCAAUAAAUGAAUUCUUCGGUAUUGAACCACACCAUUUAAACAUUAAAUGAAUUGAGUUUUACAAUCAUUAACAAUAUUAUCAAAAAUAAAUAUGUAUAUUAGCAAAAAA
Tetranychus urticae (two-spotted spider mite) is the source of this 952-nucleotide messenger RNA. RefSeq lists its product as uncharacterized. The record is from RefSeq and is a predicted model, not a curated record. Lineage: Eukaryota; Metazoa; Arthropoda; Arachnida; Trombidiformes; Tetranychidae.